This is a messenger RNA of Sarcophilus harrisii (Tasmanian devil), 993 nucleotides long. RefSeq names its product coiled-coil domain containing 153 (gene DRC12). Lineage: Eukaryota; Metazoa; Chordata; Mammalia; Dasyuromorphia; Dasyuridae. Bases 228 to 833 code for a protein of 201 amino acids. The transcript is spliced from 6 exons. The record is from RefSeq and is a predicted model, not a curated record.
AGUAGUAGGGGGCCUAAACAGACAUAAAACCAACCUUAUACAAAGAAUUACUUUCUCCAAAAAAGGAUCCAGGAGAAUUGCUUUUUUACAUAGAGGAUGAGAACUAAAUAAUCCCCCAUUUUUAUUUCACCAAAGAGAAUCACCCUUGAAAUGAGAGUAGAGAGGGCGUCCCCUUAGUACCCAGAGCUUGAAAACAAUAUGCCCAUUUCCUCCCACAGGACACCAAGAUGCCACCAAAAAUCAAAGGAAAGAUAUCAAAAGCUGGGGGACAGAAAAAGAAAAAGAAGAGUCAAGAUGCUGAAGCUGAGACCAAGCACAGAAGAACAGCCCUGGAGCUGGACAUCCUCCAUGACUUUCUGGCUCUUCGACGGGAUGAGACUCGCCAGGCUAUAGCUGGCAAAGAACGACUUCGAGAGAGGCUACAGGAGUUGGAAGCUGAAGUGAAAGAGGUUCGGAGUGACAGAGAGGCUGUGUAUGCAGAGAUGAGUCUGCAGUACCAAGCCCUGAAGGAAGAGACUGAGACACAAAGCCAUCGGCUGGAAGAGGAAGUAAAGAUCCUUCGGAAAGAACUAGAGACGUGCCAAAGAGAGGCAAAAACUGCUAAGGAAGAGGCGGAACAGGCACUAGCAGAGCGAGACAAGACCCUUGCUCAGCUUCAGGCCUAUGUGACAGACAUGGAGGCUAAGUAUGAAGAAAUUCUACAUCGCAGCCUGGAUCGGCUUUUGGCCAAACUGACAACAGCCAAGCUUGAGUGGGACGCUACUGCCCUGAGGCUCCAUGACAAGCACAAAGAACAGCUUCUGCAAUUUGGGCUCAACCCCCUGGACCUCUGAAACUGGGGACCCAUGGACUCAAGGGCCUUGUAGGCUCCCAGCAAUAAAGGUUUUGUGCUAUAGCACUGAGCAAGAGGGACCCUUUCUCCAUCUGAGAAUCUUCUCUAGGUGAACCUGGCAUGGGGGGAAGCUCUGUUGUGAGAAAGUAUAUUGGGUUGGA